Molecule: messenger RNA, 705 nt
Organism: Debaryomyces tyrocola
Lineage: Eukaryota; Fungi; Ascomycota; Pichiomycetes; Serinales; Debaryomycetaceae
Source: the annotation of a GenBank genome assembly
AUGUCGUGUGAAGAUGAACAUCAUAAUCAUGGAAACGGAUCGGGGCAUGGCCAUCUGCAUGUUGCUCCAAUUCCAACGAACGAAUCCCAAUCACUUUUAAGCAAGAUCGAUCUACCCCAUGCAACCGCAUUGAAUUUGGCUAAUCCUCCGGACGAUCUACAAAAGAUCUUUAGAUCUCAGGAAGACAAGUAUAAACUCAAGCCCAUCAUCAAGACAGACUGCGAUCCCCAGAUCAUUAUCAAUAUCCCGUUUUUGAAUGGAUCGGUCAAACUCUUCUCGUUAAUAUUACGAACUAACGGUGAUAAAUACUGUCCUAAAACAAUAAAAGUCUGGAAAAAUGACAAAACGAUUGAUUUCGAUAACGCCCACUCCAAGAAGCCUACCUACACCAUCACCCAUCCCCAGAUAGGCGUUAUGCUUAACGAUGAUGAAGACGUGCCCGACAUACUAGAGGACGAUGGUGAUUUCGUAGAGCAUUAUUUACCUCGUCAUAUAUUCACUGGUGUUCAGCAAUUGACAUUGUUUAUUGAUGAUAUCUAUGAUGAUGACGAGGAUGAGUCUCAUUUGCAUUACAUUGAGUUACGAGGUGAGUUUACCGAGUUGACGAAGGACCCAGUGAUUACUCUCUACGAACUGGCAGCUAACCCUACUGACCACAAGAAUCUAACAGCUUCUGAGGCCACUAACUAUUCUUUAGGUAAUUGA